AAUGGAUAUUCACAAAAUCUUGGAAUUAGAAAAUGAGAACGUUUAGUUGCGUUCAGAGUUAAGGUCAUUGUAUGAAGAACUUGAUUAGUACUAAAUAAUUUUAUAAUUAGAAAAUCUACUGAUUAGAAAUUACUUGAAGAGAAUAAUAGCUUAAGACAAGAAAUUUUAUAACUAAAUUAAAAACUUCAGUAGUCAGAACAGUAGAAAUAGAGUAUAACCCUCAAAUUGAUGGAUCAAUAAGAACUUAAUAUUAAAUUAAGUAAAACUAUCAUCAAUUUAUAAUCAAAUAUUAAUGAAACAUAACAAAAUGACAUUUAAAACAUCAAUUAAUAUGCUAUUUAAAGCAACCCAAACAAUAACUACAUGUAGCAAUUAUAAGUUUUAAGAUAAAGAUACUAAAACAAAAAUGAAAUAGAUAGUUAAAAUAAAGAUUAGGAAAUACAAAAAUUAUAUGUCUAAUUAUCUGAAUUAUAAAAAAUAAAUAAUAACAAUAGAUUAUCUAGACCUUUAAAUAAAGAGAAUAUGAUCAAAUCUUAGUAUAGGCCAAGAGGAAUAUCUGAAAAUAAGUUUAAUAACUUUGAAACCAAUUUUACAGAAUCAAGAAUAUUUCAUUGA
Molecule: messenger RNA, 615 nt
Organism: Paramecium octaurelia
Lineage: Eukaryota; Ciliophora; Oligohymenophorea; Peniculida; Parameciidae
Source: the annotation of a GenBank genome assembly